Messenger RNA from Daucus carota subsp. sativus, 1251 nucleotides. Its product is annotated as ethylene-responsive transcription factor WRI1. Gene Ontology annotation, biological process: regulation of DNA-templated transcription. The record is from RefSeq and is a predicted model, not a curated record. The coding region runs from base 1 to 1251 and encodes 416 amino acids. Gene Ontology annotation, molecular function: DNA-binding transcription factor activity; DNA binding. NCBI's taxonomy places the organism in Eukaryota, Viridiplantae, Streptophyta, Magnoliopsida, Apiales, Apiaceae. The transcript is spliced from 7 exons.
AUGAAGGAAAAACCUUCUAAUUCUUUAUCGUCUCGUGCAAAUUCUAAAUCUUCUUCCAUCCAUUCAUCAACUCAACGCAUUCCUCCACUCAAAAAUUCCUUUAGUAAGAAGAAGAGGGAUAUCGUUCAAAAUGGUAAUCGAGCCCCAAUCCACAGAACUUCCAUUUACAAAGGAGUUACUAGGCAUAAAUUUACAAGGAGGUUUGAGGCUCAUCUAUGGGACAAGGAUUCUUGGACCACCCAGCAUAAAAAGAAAGGGAGACAAAUUUAUUUAGGAGCUUAUGAGAAUGAAGACUUGGCUGCUCAUGCUUACGAUCUUGCUGCUCUGAAAUAUUGGGGACCCACUACUGCACUCAACUUUCCGGCAUCGUUGUACGAGAAAGAGAUUGAAAAAAUGAGCAAUUUGACAAAAGAAGAGUAUGUGGCUACUCUAAAGAGAAAAAGCCGUGGAUUUUCGAGGGGAGCUUCAGAAUACAGAGGCGUUGCUAAGCACCAUGCAAAAGGUAAAUGGGAGGCUCGAAUUAAAGUGAUCGGAGAAAAACGAUAUCGAUACUUGGGAACCUUCACCACAGAAAAGGAAGCAGCCAUUGCAUAUGAUUUAGCUGCCAUUCAACUUAGAGGGACCAGUGCAGUGACAAACUUUGAUAUAAGUACAUAUAAACAAGACCUUCAUGAAUAUGAUACUCUAUUGGAAACAACUGAUGAAGAAAGAAAUGACUAUGAAAAGAAAUAUAAUGAUGAGCAAGGGGAACAAAUUGAAGAAAUGACUAUGCUAUCUCGUACAACAGAGGGUUUCAACGAUAUGGACUUAGGCAAAGAUGUCGCGAUGGACUUUAUAAAUGUGCAUGAUUAUGAAAAAUUUCCAAAGCUGAAUGUCUCUAAUGAUGGCUAUUAUGAAGCAUCUGGUGAGUUGGUACCUUUAUCCAAAGAGACAAGCAAUAAUACUGAAAAUUAUAUGGAUGGAAACUACGAUGGUUUAGUACCGGCGGUAGUUGAAGAUGCAUAUGAUUUAGAUAUGUUUUUGGAUGAGAACCUGUAUGAGAAUUAUGCAUUAAAUCAAUAUGGACUCGUGGAUGAUGAAUUCAUGCAAAUGACAACUAUGAAUCCCUGCUGUGAUCUUAACCAAGAUAUAUCACCCGUUAAAGAGUACCGCACAGGAGAUGAUAUCAGUGAUUUGGUUGAAAAUGAAGCAGAAGAUAUGAAAGACGGGAAAGGUUGCACUGGUGAUGAGGCAAACAAUUCGAUGAAAUAA